Molecule: messenger RNA, 1755 nt
Organism: Pelobates fuscus (common spadefoot toad)
Lineage: Eukaryota; Metazoa; Chordata; Amphibia; Anura; Pelobatidae
Gene: GJA10
Product: gap junction protein alpha 10
Exons: 2
Coding region: 97-1755 (552 amino acids)
Biological process (GO): cell-cell signaling
Cellular component (GO): connexin complex
Molecular function (GO): gap junction channel activity
Source: RefSeq, a predicted model, not a curated record
UUCCAUAGAAGAACAUUUCUACCAGUUUCAGCAACCACCAACAAUGAGACCAUGACAAAUGACUUGGUUCUGUUUACUGAGAAAUGAUAGCUGAAAAUGGGAGACUGGAAUUUGCUGGGCAGUAUUUUGGAAGAAGUUCACAUACACUCCACCAUCGUUGGCAAGAUUUGGCUCACUAUCCUAUUCAUAUUUCGAAUGCUUGUACUUGGAGUGGCAGCUGAAGACGUAUGGGAUGAUGAACAGAAUGAUUUUAUUUGCAACUCAGAACAGCCUGGGUGCAGGAAUGUUUGCUAUGACAAAGCUUUCCCCAUAUCUCUUAUCAGGUAUUGGGUGCUUCAGAUAAUAUUUGUGUCUUCCCCAUCCCUUGUUUACAUGGGGCACGCACUUUACAGACUAAGAGCCUUAGAAAAGGAGAGACAAAAAAAGCGAGCCCAGCUCAGGGCAGAGCUGGAGGAACUAGACACCAUGAUUGAUGAACACAGGCGAUUAGAAAAGGAACUAAGGAAAUUGGAGGAACAAAAAAAGGUAAAUAAGGCUCCCCUCAGAGGCUCACUGUUACGCACAUACGUACUGCAUAUCUUAACCAGAUCUGUGGUGGAAGUUGGCUUCAUGAUAGGUCAGUACUUGCUGUAUGGAUUUGACCUGGAUCCUCUGUACAAAUGUUCACGUUUUCCAUGUCCGAAUGUAGUAGACUGUUUUGUGUCCAGGCCAACAGAGAAAACCAUCUUCAUGGUGUUUAUGCAUAGUAUAGCGGCAGUGUCAUUAUUCUUAAACAUUUUAGAAAUUUUUCAUUUGGGAAUCAAAAAGAUAAGGCAAAGUCUGUACAGUAAGCACGUUUCUGAUGUGACAGAGGAUGAAAUAAGCAUUUGCAAAUCCAAGAAGAACUCGGUGCAGCAGGUUUGCAUGAUGAGUGAUUCUUCUCCAAACAAGAUCAUUCCAAUGUCUUCAGGUAGCUUCAAACUUCUCCCAGACCAGCAGCUGGACACAGUUGGUCUUCCAGCCUAUCUCCCCCCGACACAGAGUUUUAAGGAGGUACAAAUGAUCAAUGACCAUGGUCAGUAUGGAAAAGUGAUGGUUCCUGACAAGCACAGAAGAAGUAGGGAUCACAUUGACACUGAUCAGCACAGUGGACAGCUUAACUUGCAUUGCAAACAAGAGUCACGUUAUAAUGAACGUCACAGAAUGGGUAAUCAUACUGACCAGUACCGUGGUCAGGCUUUGAACCGGAGUCCCCCUGAUCAGCACCAAGGAGAGCGUAGGGGAGACCAGCCACUCACCUCCAGUAUGCAAAAAAGGAACCUGUCUUCUAGCAGUGAGGAUUCUCAUAGGAAAUUACAGAACAAUAACAACUGCCUGGGGUCCAAGAGCUGUCUCAAAAGCCAGCAAUCUUUGGACCAUGGCCGACAUGGUCCAGUACACCCCCUAAAAUCUUGUCUACAUUCCAGUCACAUGGAGCUACCAUCUGCUCUGCGCAAGUACAGCAGAGUGAGCAGCUGCAAGGACUUUGCUGAGGAUCGAAGUGACUCUGCAGACAGUGGCCACCGGAAAGUUAGCUCCACUUCCAGGGGGCUGUCAGAGAGCAGGCUUGCCAGCGACCCAGAGAGCUCUGACUCAAGGAAUGGCUCAGGAUCUGAGUCACGGAGGCGAGACGAGAGCCCGAGCAUCACACCUCCUGCACCAUCUGGCCGCAGAAUGUCAAUGGCAAGUAGAGGCAGGCAGUCAUUGGCUAACCCUCUUUACAGGCUGCUGGUCUAG